Plasmodium fragile is the source of this 645-nucleotide messenger RNA. RefSeq lists its product as uncharacterized. The coding region runs from base 1 to 645 and encodes 214 amino acids. The transcript is spliced from 3 exons. The record is from RefSeq and is a predicted model, not a curated record. NCBI's taxonomy places the organism in Eukaryota, Apicomplexa, Aconoidasida, Haemosporida, Plasmodiidae.
AUGAAAAAAUUCCUUCUCAUGUACAUUUUAAAAAUUGAUGAGGAACAGGUGCUGCAUAGAUGCAGGGAAAGUUCAAUUGUCCUGCGGCCUCUCACCAGUUUCCCCUGCACGAGGGAACGUUUGGGAGGGAUGAGGAAAAGCAAAAAAAUUAAAACAGUAAAGAGGAAGUCAAGUACCCAAGUAGACGCCGAAUCAGAUGAACAGAUAGGAGCCAACACACUUACAUUAUUGGCAUCCCUGCUCUCCAUGACCUCCCCCGGGUACAACCUAACCCCAGGACAUUCGAUGUCUCCGCAACAGACACUAUGGGAAAGGGAACAAAACAACGGCGGGUGCAACAACCAAGUGUUAUUAAAAAUUAUAAAAAAUGAAAUGAGCUUCGAGCAACUUCCUUCCAAUAGUCUACUCAUGACAUCAAAGAUAUACAACAUAAAUGACCUCUUCUUAAACUUUUUAGAAGAUAAAAAAUUGAGACAAAUUGUGAAGGCCUGUGGGGAUUACGUUUAUUUGAAGAACCUUCAGAUGGUUAUUUUUACCAUCAAGGAUAAUGUGAACAUGGACUUUUUGCGAAGCUUUUUUCGUGUCCUUAUAAAUAGUGAUGUGUGUGUGGAGUUCAACCAGAGGGCCUCUCUUCAGGAUGGUUGA